Messenger RNA from Phalacrocorax carbo (great cormorant), 2718 nucleotides. Lineage: Eukaryota; Metazoa; Chordata; Aves; Suliformes; Phalacrocoracidae. The record is from RefSeq and is a predicted model, not a curated record.
CCACCGGCAGCGGGGACGCGCCGGGCGGGGACGGGGCCGCACCGGGCCCAGUCGGGCCCUAUCAGACGGGAGGGGACGGGGCCCGGCUCAGGCGAGGCGCCACCGGGAGCAGCACCGGGAGCAGCUGCCGCGUCCCCCCGAGGAACCGGCACGGUGACGGUGCCAUGAAGGAGGACCGCGAGCGCCCCGUUGCCCUGGGUUACGCCGUCACCAAACCCGACAUCCUGGCCGAGGUGGAGCGAGGGGAGGAGGCGGCGGGGCCCUACGGGGAGCACCGGAGCCCCCGGCCACGCGCGGCACCCGCCGGCCCCUCCCAGGGAGACUGGUUGGGGAAGGAGGUGAAGAGCGAGGAGGGGGUGUCCCUGCCGCCCGGAUCCCCCCCAACCCGCCGCGCUGGCGCCGGCGACUUCCCUGUCCCGCUGCGGGAGCGGGGCUGCAGUUACUGCGGCGUCCCCGAGCCGGAGCCAAAUCCCGGUGCCGGUAACGGGGGUUUCAUCCCGCCGCUGCCUGCCUUCGAGAGCCGCCGCUGCCGGGCUGGGGAGCCGCCGCUCGAGUGUGCUGAGUGUGGCCGAGGCUUCGGGCAGAAACCGGACCUGGUGCGGCACCGGCUGGCGCACGGCGGGGAGCGUGCCUACGCCUGCGGCCGCUGCGUAAGAGGCUUCACCGAGCCGGCGGGGCUGGGGGCCGGGUCCCCUGCUGCGGGCAGCCCCUGCCGCCCGGCCCCCUGUGCCGGACGCUCCCCAGGGAUGGCAGAGGGGACGGCGGCACCCCGGAAGGAACGGAAGGAGCUGUCACUGACGGAGAAGGUGCGGGUGCUGGAGAUGCUGGAGGGCCCCAAGGUGUCGCAGAGCGAGCUGGCCAAGCGCUUCGGGGUGUCGCAGCCCCAGAUCUGCCGCAUCAUCAAGAACAAGGAGCGGAUCCUGAGCGAGUGGCACCGCAAUGGCGACCCCGAGCGCAAACGCAAGCGGGAGGGGAAGGACGUGGCCCUCGAGGCCGCCCUGCUGCGCUGGGUGGAGGGUGCCCGCGCUGCCGACCUGCCCGUCAGUGGCCCGCUCCUCCAGCUCAAGGCCAAACACCUCGCUGAGGCGCUGGGCCGGCCUGACCCGGAGCCCAGCGGUGGCUGGCUGGCUCGAUUCGGGGCACGCCAUAACCUUGCCUUCAAGAAGCCACCAGCAGAGAAAGGGGACGCAGAGCAGCCCACAGCCGAGCACUGGGCCGGCGUGGUGCUGCCUGGCCUCCUCCGCAGCUACGCGCCCUCUGAGAUCUACGCCUGCGGGGAGACGGGAGUCUUCCUCCCGGCCAGCUCUCCCAGCAAGGGUGAGAGUGCCGGCGACCGGCUGACGCUGCUGCUCUGCGCCAACGCCGAUGGCUCAGAGAAAGCCCCGCUGCGGGUGGUGGGGGACAGCCCCCAGCCCCGCUGCCUGCAGGGCAUCAACCUAGGGCAGAUGCCCUGGAGCUACCGCGCCGGCAGCCUGGCCGGCGUGACCGCCAGCAUCUUCACCGAAUGGCUGCAGGAGUUCAACGAGGGGAUGCGGCAGCAGGGGAAGAGUGUCCUCCUCCUCCUCGCCAAGCACGAGGUGCACCCCUACCUCCAGCUUUCCAAUGUCAGGAUGGUCUUCGUCCCACCGGCCACCUCCCUGGCCCAGCCCCUGGACCGCGGCAUCACCGGCGACCUCAAGGGCCACUACCAGCGCCGGUUGCUGAGGUGGCUGACGGCGGAGCGUGGCGCAGGGCAGCCGACCCUCCUAGAUGCCCUGCACAUGCUGGUGCAAGCCUGGGGUGACGUGCGCCCGGGGCUCAUCGCCAGCUGCUUCCGUGCCACCGGUGUCAGCCCCGACGCCGGCACCGAGGCCCCGGCCCUCACCCUGCCGCCCGGCCCGCUCAGCCAGGAGCAGCUGGAGCGCCGUGCGUUGACAGACGAGGAGCUGGAGCACGACGGGGAGACAGCGGAGGCGGAUGGGGACGAGGGGACAGCAGAGGGUGAGGACGCGGAAGAGUCGGCGGCAGUGCAGCCCUGCCCCUCGGAGCGGGAGGUCUGGGGGAGCCUGGCCAUGCUGCGGCGGUACCUGGAGUGCCGGGCCACCUCGCCGGACCUCUUCCAGGCUUUCUACGACCUGGAGGAUGCAGUGUACAUGGUGUCAGCCAGUGUCAGGCGAGCCCUCAUCGGGGACACCCCUCCCAGGCAGUGAGCAGAGUGGCCGACAUGUGCCCAGACCCGUUCGUGCCCAUGACGGGGACUGGCACUCACUGGGGCCGUCACCAGACUGGCCUGGCCACCGCCUCCUGCGGCAGUGCCAGCUGAGUUGUGCCGUGGGGUUUGCUGUGGGUCUGUGUGGCUCAGGGGCAAAGCGGGUGCCCGGCGGGGAAUGCUGUGCCCGGGGGCUGCAGAGCCACCGUGCUUUGGAUGUCACCCAUCGGGGCAGCGCCAGGGGCUGGCGGUGGCAGUGCCGGGGUCACAAACCCACUGCUGAAGCCUUCUCCCAGGGGGCGGCUUCUGCAGCCAGUGGGAGCAGUUGUGGAGCUGCCUCCAGGGGGGAUUUGCCCUGAGUGGGGUAGUUGUGUUUGCUGGGGGAGGGGGGACAGGGUGGUGCUGGGCUCUCGCUGUGCCAGGGGCAGUGGCUUCUCCCCACGGGGGUUCAGGGGGAUGGGGUGCCACCGCCUGCUGUCACCACGCGGUGCCCGGAGGUUUGCAACAGGCAUUAAAAAGGCAGAAUUCAG